Molecule: messenger RNA, 571 nt
Organism: Labrus bergylta (ballan wrasse)
Lineage: Eukaryota; Metazoa; Chordata; Actinopteri; Labriformes; Labridae
Gene: ndufa13
Product: NADH:ubiquinone oxidoreductase subunit A13
Source: RefSeq, a predicted model, not a curated record
UUUGUGACGUCACCAGCGUGUUGCCGGAGAAGGCCGGAGCAAGAUGGCGGGGUCCAAGGUGAAGCAGGACAUGCCUCCUGCGGGAGGCUAUGCAGCUUUUGAUUACAAGAGAAAUCUACCAAAACGAGGACUUUCGGGAUAUAGCAUGUUCGGGAUUGGCAUUGGAAUCAUGGUGUUUGGUUACUGGAGGCUUUUCAAGUGGAACAGAGAGAGGAGACGCUUGCAGAUUGAGGAGUUGGAGGCUAGGAUAGCUCUGAUGCCGCUGCUGCAGGCCGAGCAAGACCGAAGGACCUUACGGAUGUUAAGGGAGAAUUUGGAGGAGGAGGCGAUCCUCAUGAAGGACGUUCCAGGUUGGAAGGUUGGUGAGAGUGUCUUCCACACAGACCGCUGGACGUCCCCUCUGACAGAGGAGCUGUUCAACCUCCGGCCCAAAGAGCAGCUUUUGCAUAAGCGUUUUGGCUUCUUGUCAUACGUCUGAGCAGCGGACUACAACGGCUGACAACUUGUGGACCCAAGCCCUCAAUACAGCUUGUAAAUGUUCAAUAUUAAAGUAUCUUUUUUCUGUACCUCA